AACUUGCACUGUUCUGUGAUUUUUCUUUCUUUUUCUCCCUUUUUUUGUUUUUUAUUGAAUUUGUCCUUUUAUUGUUUUUCUUUUUUUUUUUAAAUUAAUGCACUUUUUCCUUCUUUUAUCUUCAUUUUUAGUUGCUUUAUUCCUUUAAUACUUUCCCCCGAUAUUUACAUUUUGUUCUUUCCCCUUUUCUCUGGAUGUCCGAAUGGAUAUUAACGCCAACCCCAUUUUUUUCAUUCUUUCUUUUUGAUUGAUCUAUUAAUUUCUUUUUCUUUUUUGCUUUUUUAAAAAAAAAAUAUAUAUAUAUAUUUCUUUUUCUUAAAAUUUAUUUAUUUAAUAUAUUUAUUUUUCUUUUAAAAAAUAUUUUAUUAUAUGGCUAAUAUCAUUGUUAGAGUAAAUGGAUAUCGAUGCAGCCUCAUUUCUUCCUGUCUUCUUUUUAUUUAAUUAUUUAAUUUGCUUUCUUGAUUUAGACUAUCAAUUUUGGCAGUUAUUUUAUAGAUAUUUAUUCCCCACUUGCUUGCUAGCUUGCUUUCUUUAUUUUUAUUUAUUUAAUUAAUCAAUUUAAUUUUUUAUUUUUACAAAUUUUCUCUUGCUUUAUUAUUUUUAAAAAUGUUUUCAGCUGUACUGAAACACUAUCAUCGUUUCAGUCAUAGCGGUGUGUAAAGUUGGGUGUAAACCACGCUGCUUUUUAAGACGUUGCUUUAUUAACGGCAGGACAAAAAAAAUAAAACCGGACCUAUGAUAAAGCCUUGAGGGGCGCCAUAUGAUGAAAUGGAAAUUUCGCAUUUACAGUGUAAAUCUUGACUCUUCUUCAUUCAGUUCAUGAGCUGAAAAUCAUUAGAAGGGUGCCUUUAGUAGAGACGCACCAUUUUAUUUAAAUACACUCAGAGGGGAGACAGAAAGAGGGAGGUUUAUAGAGUGAUGAUACCUGAGAAUAGGGAUAAAUCCUCCCAUUCACAAAAAAUUGAAUCCAAAAAUGAUAAGAUUGAUAGUGCUGCUGCAAAUCUCAGGUUUGUAUUGAUGCGUUCAUUCGUAUGCGUUAUCGUUUCUCUGGUAACGGCUCAUCCGCUAGGACUUAAAAAUUGGGAUUUUAUGUCAUGAAUCUACACAAAAUAUCCCAUAAUACUGAGGUGUUUCAGGAAAAUUGAUUAGUAGUUUGAAAAACUAUUUACAAAUGUUAAAAAAAAAAAAAAAAAAAAUUUUUUUUUUUUUGAAGUAUUGACCUGAAGUUAUUGUGAAACCUCUAAAUUGAUUCUGAAGUGAACUGAAAUAAGCAGCUGAAUGGAGUUGACGUGUGUGCCGUUAUAAGUGUAUCACCUGGUCCCAGUGUAAAUACACCUGUUCCUGGAAGACCCCAGAAGCUGAACAAACGUCAUGGACACCAAGAAGCGAUGAAAUCAACGUUCUGGAGAAGUUUUAUAAUCUUGCAACACGCUGUUAAGGCCGUUAUUAAAAAAAAAAAUAGAACAAAUAUGGCACACCUAUGACACUGUCUAGUCAGAGAAGCAACAAAGAGGGCCAAGGAUAACUUCCAACAUGAUGCUCCCACCACCAUGCUUCACAGUGAGGAUGCUGUUCGAAGGGUGUCGGAUUUCCACCAAACGUAGCACAUUGUGACAAGUGCAAAAAGUUUCAUUGUGAUGUCAUUAGAUCAAAGAACCAUUUUUCACAUCUUUUCUGAGUCUCAAACAUGUCUUUUGGAAACUCGGAACAGGUUUUCACGUGCACAGCUUCUGAACAGCUGUAGAUGUCAACAGCUCAACCUUUAGAGUUACCCUUGGACUAUUGGUUGCUUCUCUGACCAAUCCCCUCUUUACCCGGACACUGACGUUUGUCUGCCUGUCCGUCCAACUGAGAUUCUCGUUUUAGUGCAAUAUCUCAAGAACGAGUGCUUGAAUGUUUAUCGGAUUUAUACGGGAUUAUCGUUUUAACCAGAAGAUUUCGAUUUUAGAAUGGAUUCAAAAAGGGUCAAGGUCAAAUGCCUGAAAAAGUUUUUCUUCAACAGCUUCCUUACAGUUGAAGUCUAUUUUAAAAAUAUUUCAGGUGUACACAUUUAGUAACAAGAAGGACUGGACGUCCCUUGGGCCAAGUCACGGGUUAAUAAGGGAUUUUACUGGCGCUCUGUGGAAACCCUGACUGAUAUUUUUCCAGAACAACCAAUCCUGGAAUUAGUCCGACAGCUCUGUUGUCUUUUCAAAGCUGCUGCUCCUUAAAAAUUGACCAGUGCUGAGAUGCGAGUCAUCAGUGAGCGACGUCUCCGGUUUUGCUCUUGAUGGACGAAAGAUGAAGAGCAGCUCUCGGCUGUGUUGUGUCAGCAUCAGGGAUGCUCCGGGUUCUGCUGAUCGUGUCUGCACGAGGGUCUGCACUGCAGAGGCUUUUCAGGCCAGAGUAAUGGAGCAUGAGUGAAGCUGAUGGGUUUAUACAAGAGGAUUCUUGCAUUUCAAUCAAUGGCUGCAGCAAAGUAAUCAAUAACAGUGACCAAAUUUGUGUGUAAAUAUGAAUUUAUUUGUGAAAAUAAAGUGCAUCUCUGAUUAGAUCUACACUCAAGGUGACUGCACAGAUUACAUUAGUGUACAUGCCCCCCUCCAACCUCCCACCCUUACUCACAUACACACACUAUCACGCGCAGAGUCAAUACUCUGGUGUGUGUGUGUGUGUGUACACUGUGCCAGCUGCAGCGAGUGUAUGAGCUCCUGCAGGCAUGCAUGGAUCUACAGACGGAUAAAAGACAGCAGACUAAUACAUCUGCCCUGAGGACAGGAUGGAGUUCGUGUGGAGGGCGAGGUUCUCUGUUCUACUUUUGCACACCUUUACCUGGGGCUGGACAGGCCAUGCACGAGCACUUGACCCCGCCCCCAAGAUUGAUGGACGCCAACAUUCCGAGGUCACUGUGCAAGAAAACAUCACUCGUAAUUUCAGUUGCCAAUCAGAGGGCUGGAUUCCACAAGCCCCUCCCCUGCUCUCCUGGUACCUCAAUGGUGAGAGACAGAGUGAGGUUUCAGGUAGCCGUGGGCCGGGGCGCCUGGUCAUGACGUCGCCGAAUGACAAGGGAAUGAUGAAGUACAGUGCAGAGCGAAACAGCACAUUCACUCUCCGGCCGAAGAAGUGGGAUCGUGAGCUGGUGUGUGCCGCAUCCAACCCGCAUGGUGGAGAGAGCUACAAUGCCACUGUUGUCCUUAACGUUCAGUUUCAGCCGGAGAUUCUGCGAGUCAACGCCCACUACAGCGAGACCUCUGACCCCGGGAUCUCCUUGGUGCUCUUUGCACUGGUUCGCUCCAACCCCCCCGCCACCAUCACGUGGGUGGAUCAGUCCGGCCAGCUGGUGGCCAACACCUCUGACUUCCUCAUCCUGGACUCGCGGAGCUACCCGUGGCUGGCCAAUCACAGUCUGCAGGUCAUGUUGAGCAGCCUAUCAGGAAACGUCUCGCUCAAUGCCAACAACAGCCUCGGCGCUGCCCACACCAACCUGACACUCACAGAAUUCCUGCAGUCUCGAGUAGAAGUGCCGGUGCUAGGGAUUGUCACGGGUGGUGUUGCGGGCUUCGUCACACUCCUCAUCCUCACUCUGAUGGUGCUCUGUCUUCUGCAUAAGGACAAAACCAAAAUCAUUGAGGAACCAGUCGCAGUUCCCAUGACCCAAGAAUGUAACAGAUCAGACAAUAUGCCAGUGAACAGCCACGUGUAUCUGCCACGUGAGAACAUGUCGCUGCCCUCCAACGUGCCGCUCAACGAACACAUCGCUCUCUGUAAAGGACGGCUUCCGAACUCCAAACAGAACACUUUAACACGGAAGACUAAAGAGGAGGAGGAGGAAGAGGACCUCUCGUUGGCCUACGCCGCCAGAGGUCAGAGGUCACGGCAUCUGAAAGUUUCGCCAGAUACCCCAUGGUCGGUUACAUCUACAAAGUAAGCAGCACAAGCAGCGAAGAGAUCUGGCUUUGACUGUAUUUCUCAACACACACACAUUACACACAUCACACACUCAUCCCACGAUGAACUUGCCCUUUUUAGAUUUUAAUAUAAAAAAAAUUAAAUAAAUUUAGUAUAGCAACCUCGAUUUAAUUUCAUAUCGCUUUUAUAUUAUAUAAACGAUUACCUAUAACUAUAUCUGUAAUUGAUAAUAUAAUGUAUACACACAAUAUUAUAAUAUUAUAUUAUAUAUAUUCGAAUAUAAAAUUUAAUAUUGUAAUUUAAUAUCGAAUUAUAAAUUAUGUAAUUAAUUUUCCUCCAAAACGUCCAAACAAGUCAUUUAAAAUAAAACAAACAAAUGAAUGAAUAAAUCCACAUUUUACCCAUGCUAGGUAUUCAGAUUUUAAAAUGGCUGCUGCAAACAUAGACAGUUAGAGUUCUUAUAAUGAAUGAAAGUAUUAAUUACAGAAAUGACGCCUUUAAAAGCUUUUCUUAAAGCUCUUAGGAAAGCUUAGAAAAAACAUUGAUAUUGGGUUGUAUGUUUAUUAUAUUGUGAGCUUAUCAUAUGACAUCAUUCCACCUCUCUCUCUCUCUCUCUCUCUCUCUCUCUCUCUCUCUCUCUCUC
Messenger RNA from Ictalurus punctatus (channel catfish), 4531 nucleotides. RefSeq names its product transmembrane protein 25. The record is from RefSeq and is a predicted model, not a curated record. The transcript is spliced from 9 exons. NCBI's taxonomy places the organism in Eukaryota, Metazoa, Chordata, Actinopteri, Siluriformes, Ictaluridae. The coding region runs from base 2759 to 3907 and encodes 382 amino acids. Gene Ontology annotation, biological process: negative regulation of excitatory postsynaptic potential.